AUGAUAUUUGGCGCUGCUGCAAAGACUGGAUCAAGAUUGUUUACGAAAUAUGAUAUAACGAAUUCAUCAUUGAACAAAGAACGUUUAUCAUUUAGUGCGGCUGUAUUUAUGUCGCUUGUUGGACUAGGAGUAUCGGUCUUUAGCACCAAUCAAUUAUUGAUCGCCUCGUCAUCCACACGAUCCAUCUUAAACAAACCCCAGUGA
Rotaria socialis is the source of this 204-nucleotide messenger RNA. The record is from the annotation of a GenBank genome assembly. Lineage: Eukaryota; Metazoa; Rotifera; Eurotatoria; Philodinida; Philodinidae.